Molecule: messenger RNA, 2129 nt
Organism: Dendronephthya gigantea
Lineage: Eukaryota; Metazoa; Cnidaria; Anthozoa; Malacalcyonacea; Nephtheidae
Product: geranylgeranyl transferase type-2 subunit alpha-like
Exons: 16
Coding region: 68-1792 (574 amino acids)
Biological process (GO): protein geranylgeranylation
Cellular component (GO): cytoplasm; Rab-protein geranylgeranyltransferase complex
Molecular function (GO): protein binding; Rab geranylgeranyltransferase activity
Source: RefSeq, a predicted model, not a curated record
CUCAUAGCCUACGAACAGGUUUGCACGAAAUUGGCCGAAACCAAACGGCUGUGAAGAAAGUUUCAAAAUGCACGGCCGUAUAAAGGUACGUACUACAGCAGAACAGGCGGAAGCGAAACGCAAGGAGCGGGAGAAGAAACUGGAAGUGUAUCAGAAAGUUACAAGUAAAGUGAAUGCCAAGCGUAAAAAUGGUGAACUUGAUGAAGAAGCUCUCAGCCUAACCGGUCAGUUGCUACAUGCCAAUCCAGACUUCUAUUCACUGUGGAAUUACAGGAGAGAAGUCUUAGAACACCUGAAAAAUGAAAGGGAAACAACACAACUCAAAGAAUUUUGUGUGAAAGAAUUGUCCUUUUUGGAAAGCUGUCUGCCGGUGAAUCCAAAGUCAUAUGGGAUAUGGCACCAUAGAAGUUGGAUAAUGUUAUUCAUGCCAGAGCCAGACUGGAAGAAGGAGUUGCACCUUUGUACUGUUUACCUUAGUUAUGAUGAAAGAAAUUUCCACUGUUGGGACUACCGUCGUUUUGUGGUGAAGCAAGCUAAGAUAUCUGCGCAGGAAGAAUUCGAGUUCACAAGCAACAAAAUCAGGGAAAAUUUUUCGAAUUAUUCAUCUUGGCAUUAUCGCAGUAAACUGCUGCCGAAAAUCCACCCUGCAAGACCAGGAGACACGGAGAGGAUCGAGGAACAAGCGCUUUUAAAAGAAUUUCAGUUGGUGCAAAACGCGUUUUUUACCGACCCAAAUGACCAGAGUGCUUGGUUCUAUCAUAGAUGGCUUCUGGGAAGAGCCCGAAACGAACUAGGAAUGAUAUUGGCUUAUGCCAGACGAUCAGAUGACAAUAUUUCUGUUUGUUUGCUGUAUAAUCAGCCAGUAAAGCGGGAAAACCUUUCAUCGGUUAUGCUGAAGUUGAACGAAGUCGAUGUAAACGGAGAUUGGUUCAAUCCGUUCGCAAAUUCGCUUCCGUCAUCUAUUUGGAUAGCUAGGUUAAACUUCGAUAGCAAAGAAACUGUUCAUCUGGCUGUUUCCUCCGACGAAAUGGACGUUUCAUUGACAUUGAAGAUGGAAUUAUCCGUGUGCGAGAAGUGGCUUAGAUUUUCAGACCAGAUACAGUAUGUUUUCAGAUCAGAGCUAACUGCAGUACACCAUUCGUUUCUCGAAAACGAGCUGGAAUCAUGCGAGUUGUUGUUGGAAGAGGAACCAGAUAAUAAAUGGACUAUUCUCACCAUUGUUUUACUAAUGAGAGCCAUAAAUCCGAUGAAAUAUGCAGAAAAAGUUGAAAGCUAUUUGGAAAGGCUUUGUGGAAUUGAUUAUUAUAGGAAAGAAUAUUACAUCGAUUUAGAUAGUAAAUAUAAACUCGAGAAUACUAUAGAAAAACAUUUAAAGGAAUUCAAGGAAAAAGAAAAUGAACGUUCCAGAACAAUUCAAUUAACAAAUAUGAAAUUAUCAUACCUUUCUCACAUGGAACAGUUACUCCUUAUGACACACAUCGAUUUAUCCGGGAACAAAAUUCGUCACCUGGAUGACUGCAAUAUGCUACGAUGUGCGAGAAAUAUUUGUGCCGACAACAACCAACUCGAUGUUAUCGUAAGACAAGGAAUAUUAAAUCUACCGUGUUUGCAGGAAUUAUCAUUGAAAAAUAACAAUAUCCACGAAAUUUCAUGCUUGAACGUACUAAAAGGAUGCAGGAAUUUAAAGAUACUUAAUUUACAAAAUAAUCCAAUAGAAAACUUACUAAACUGGCGACAGGAAGUGAAAGCAAUAAUUCCAUGGUUGGAAAAAUUAAAUUGUGAAAGCCUUUAGUAAAAUUUCCUCAUGACUAAGUAUUGUAUCAGUAAAAGCUCUUAAAUUUCAUUCUAAAUUUUCCACAAUAGAAUUUUAUUUAAAAGCAAUAUUGCAGAGACUAGCCUUAUCAUUGCAUUGACCAUUGACCAUAAUUACCAACACAGAAAUUUGUUUAGUUGAGAAAAUUGAUUAGUUGAAAUAAAGUGAAGGAAUGUUGUUAUUUUGAGCUUCAAAAGUGAAAUACUAAUGUACUUAUAUUUUCAAUUCAGUACAGUUGUAAAAGGAGGUCUUCAGGGUUUUAAUAUUGAUUAUCAUGUAUUUGCUACGAAAGUGAAGUGUUUCAGAUGAAAAGAAA